Beauveria bassiana ARSEF 2860 is the source of this 510-nucleotide messenger RNA. RefSeq lists its product as uncharacterized. The record is from RefSeq and is a predicted model, not a curated record. The coding region runs from base 1 to 510 and encodes 169 amino acids. The transcript has 2 exons. Lineage: Eukaryota; Fungi; Ascomycota; Sordariomycetes; Hypocreales; Cordycipitaceae.
AUGACCUCGGAUACCAUGGUCAGAGUAGGCCGUGGCGGGGCCGGCAACUACCACUCUGCCCCGGUCAAUAAGGACGCAGUGCCGCUUGCGCCUAGCAAGAGCCAAGUCGCCCGCGCUACGCAGCCCGCGUCGGCACCAACCCUGACCGGCCGCGGCGGCGCGGGCAACAUCGUAUCGGAGCCCGACGCCGCUGCCCACACGCAGGGAAGGCUGCAGGAUCUCGAAGCCGGCGGCUCGGGCCCGCAGGUGACGGCCACAGACGCCGCGGCCGCGGUGGCUGCCUCCAACAACAGCAGCCACCACCAGCACGGCAUGCUGGCCGGUCGCGGCGGCGCGGGCAACUGGCACGAUACGACGACGGCCGACGCCGCACAAGCAAAGAAUGCCGAGGAGGUGCAGCAGAGUGCGCAGGCGCAAAAGAAGGCGACGGCACAUGUCGACGGCGAACUGCGCAGACCGCAACCGACACAUAACAGAAUUCGCCACUGCGAACGCCGCCACAACAGAUAG